AUGACCUCCCCUCAAGUCAAAGAUGACGAUGCAUUCAUCCCAAGUGUAUCAGGGACCUCAGCAGAUCGCAAGAUGAACAUCCUGCUAAUCAAUCCGAAUUCGACAAAAUACAUGACAACGGACUGUUUAAAAGCUAUCGCACCUAGCCUGCCUCCAGGCGUGAUUGUCCAUGGAUUUACUGCUCCAUACCCCGCGCCAACUGCAAUCGAGUCUCAAACAGACGCAGUGCUGUCCACUGAGGCGUGUAUCAGAGCAAUCAAGCCCAUUGCAUCGCAAUACGAUGCAUUUGUAGUCGCAUGUUUUCGCCACCAUCCCCUCAUUGCUGUCUUGAAGGAGGAGUUUUCACAACCCGUUCUCGGCAUUAUGGAGGCAGCAAUGUACGCUGCACGUAUGCUUGGUGACAGGAUGGGGAUAAUCUGUACAUCAGACCGGUCGAUGAUGACCCACUCCCGAACUGUCUCAGCAUAUGGCUUUGCAGAUUACUUUGCUGGCUGUGAGUCCGCCAAGCUCGGCGUGCUCGAGCUUGAUUCAAAGCCUAAAGACGAGGUCUAUGCGAAUAUCACGCAAAAACUUAGACAACUCGUUGAAAAUGACGGCGCUGACUGUGUUCUCUUGGGAUGUGCGGGCAUGGCAGAGUUACGAACUGUCUGCGAGAGAGCUGUGGAAGGAACUGGUGUGAGAAUUAUAGAUGGGGUAACUGUAGGAGUUCAGUUUCUGAUUGCGCUCGUGAGGGAAAACCUCCAGACAGCCAAAUCUGGUGUGUAUCGAGAGUCUUCGGCGGAUAGAGUGAAGCGGAAUCAGAACUGGCUCUAG
Messenger RNA from Penicillium malachiteum, 813 nucleotides. RefSeq names its product aspartate/glutamate racemase family protein. The record is from RefSeq and is a predicted model, not a curated record. Lineage: Eukaryota; Fungi; Ascomycota; Eurotiomycetes; Eurotiales; Aspergillaceae. The transcript has a single exon. The coding region runs from base 1 to 813 and encodes 270 amino acids.